CUUGCGGAGUACUGCAAUCUGAUUGGUCGGAUCAGACGCCAGUCAUCGCUGUUUACAUCAAACGUUGUGAGGUGGAAUUUCCCAGGUUACGGCAUAGACUCAGUAGACCACUUCCGCAAUAGAUGUCUGUCUGAACAGAGAGACGAGAGGCCACUGCGAACUGAAAGUUUUGAGGACCAUGUCAAGGAAGUGAGCAGCGACGAUGGAAGGUAAAGGUCCGUAUCGUAUCUACGAUCCAGGCGGGAGUGAAGUCAAAGCCCGGGAGGAGGCUGUUGGGGGAAGCAGCUAUCGGCAGCUGCUGGAGGAGAACAGCAUACUGAGGGAACGAAUGAAGGGACUAAAAAGUUUAGGUGAUUUGUUGGAGGAGUCUCAGUCAGAGGCGUCGAGGCUCAGGCAGCGAGUGGAGGAACUUGUGCGAGACAACGAAGCCUUAAAGUCCUCCAGCUUUGCUGCGAGCCUGUGCAUGGGAGGGCCGGUUCACACUGACACACAAAGUAAACUCUGCUUAUACCCAACUCCAGAGAAAGAGGAGCAAGCAAGCUGUUUAGGGAGAACACUUCAGCCUGAAAAGCCAAGUGAGGCCUUAUCGGAGUUUGAGGUGGUGAAUUUAGACAGAAAAAACUCAGAUGCCUUGGCUGUCGGGACGGUGGCAGGAGCGCCCCCUCUUCUUCCUCUGGAGAACAACGAGCUAGCCAGCCAGCUGAAGAGACUCGAGAGCUCUUUCAGCAUUUUUGCAGAGGAGUCCAACCCAAACCAGCUGCUGGCUCACCUGGGCCGCAUGGCCGUGGAGUUUCACCAUUUGUCUUCUAAAGUCCAGAAGAAUGAGCAGAGGACCUCCCUCCUACAGACUCUCUGUGAGCAGCUGAGGCAGGAGAACAAUGAACUGAGAAAGAAAAUGGAAGAAGACCAUCAUAUCAGGAAUCGAGACUUGGAACAGCUGAGGCAGGAGAACCAGAAGCUCAAGGAGCUCGUCACAGGCGGAUCAGCAGUUGCUUCAGCCGUGUCGCCGUCUGAUACCGAGAGUCCAGAGGCCAAAGACGAGCCCGUUAAGGAGGAAGCUGUUGCUGUCCGACCCAAAAUGGAGGCCGCUACACCACAAAAGACUGGAAAAUCAGCAGAGAAAACCCCAGCCAAACCCUGUGACAUAGAGACCUACGAAAAGAAGAUCCGGCUUUUGGAGAAGCAGAGAAAGGAUGUUCUGGAGGUGAACAAGCAGUGGGACAUUCAGUGGAACUCCAUGAGGUCACAGUUUGAGCAGAAGAUUACAGACCUCAGACAACGACUGGCUGAGUCCCAGAAAACCGUGCUGGAGCUGGAGGCUGAGCGGGAGCAGAGGCAGCGGGACUAUGACAAAAAGCUGCUGCUGGCUAAGUCCAAGAUCGAAAACGUCCAGGGGGAAAAGGAAUGUUUAAACUCUGAAACCACCGAGCUCAAGCAGAAGGUGCGCUAUCUGCAGGAUCAGCUGCUGCCCCUCAGCAAACAGAGGGAGUACCAGGAGAAGGAGAUCCAGCGCCUGAACAGGGCCUUGGAGGAAGCCUUAAACCUUCACACCCCGUCGUCCUCACAACAACCUCCUGGCCAGAGCAACUUCGCAGAUGCAGCCAAUAAUCUCAAAAAACAGGAACUACUAACUCAAAUAGCUGUGCUAAAAGAACAGGUGAAAAUCUUUGAAGAAGACUUUAGGAAAGAAAGGAGCGACAGGGAACGGAUGAAUGAAGAAAAAGAAGAUUUGAGGCGGCAAGUCGAGAGACUCCAGGGUCAGAUUACAAAUUUGACCAAUCAGCUGCAUCAGGCACAGAAUGAGUGUCAGCGAGAACGUACGGAACGAUGUAAGCUGGAGAGACUUCAGAUGCAGCAUCACAAACAGGGGCAGCAGCAGCAGGAAAGAGGUGCCUCAGAUCCCGCAUCAGGCUCAGUGAACGGCCCGCUGAGCCCUCCCUACUGUGGUCCCUUUGUGCAGGUGGGAACGCAGGGCCUUGAGGGCUGGCCUGUACACUUCCCUCCCCGGAUGCCCAAUGCAGCGGGCGCCACAGCAGCAGCCGCCGCAGCUCCACCCCCUGCUAGAGACUUCCAGCCUGUUAACCCGGGUUUUCCAUGGCAGAUGUCAUUCCCUCAACCUCGGGGGGCCAGGGCAGUAGGAGAAAGUUCAAGACCUCCGCCAGAGAACACAGAUCAGUCAUCAACAGCUGCAGCAGCGACAGUGUUUGUUAAAAGGGAGAGACAGAACAUAGACCCCGGAAAGCACUAAAGCAUCACCAUAACCUCUGGACGGAGUCUGGGUAGUAGCAUGAAACCAGUUUGUUUUUGAGUUGACAAGGUGUGAUUGACCAUAUAAUUUUCCUACUGAACUGUAGAUAUCCUAUUGUAAUGUUGUUUAUACUUGCGUUUUAUAAGGCUAUUUGUGACACUUCGCUAUUCCGAAUAUAUAUACAUAAAAUAUUAUUUAGAUUUUUUUAUCUGGGAAAAAAAAAAGAAAUCAUUUGUUAAAUAUGUUGGAAUACUCAACACGGCUCCUUUUUCUGUCGAGGAAAAAAAAACAUUUUGUGAUUGCUUCUUCUCUGCAAGUGCGUAACAACUUGACAUUUAGUUGACUUGUAGGGAUACGGCAAGCCUUUACCCCCCCUCACCAAAAACAGAAAAAAGGCUAAGCAAACAUAUACUCAUUCCACCUGAAUGAUUAUAUUGAUACACUGAAUUCUAGAUUUUUGCAAUGUGAAUGUUGAUUGAUUUUCAAGGGUUUAUACAGUGCCAUCAAUGUUAUAGAAAUGUCCAAUAUGUGUAACUGUUCAAAAGUGGUUGUUGAAAUACAAAAAGUUUGGGAACUGAAAUUUUUGAUGGUAUCAUACCAAAAACAUGAUUGUGGUUACUAAUAAUUUAUUUAUAAUCUGCUGUUUUUGAUAGUUGCAUUGACUAAGUGUAAAUCAUUGUCUUUAGUAACGCUGUUCUUUCUAUGUUGUUAGUGUAAUCCCAAUAUAUUGUAGCUAUUGACAUUGUAUGUUUGUAUCAGACAUAUUACACAAUGCACAGUACAUACAGAUUUUUUUUCCCCCAUGAUAAUGGACCUAAUCUCAUUAAACAACACUUCUACUUGGUUUGACCACUCAUUCUGAUAUUUACAGUUUUUACCGCGUCCUUUUUCUGUUUACCUUUGACAUGUUUUAAGGUGACACAAACAUCUAUUCCUUGCAAAGCCACCUCUUAAUUUCAGGACAGGACAAGAAGGGGAUUAGAUAUUAAGAUGACCGAACGCGCCCCCUCUGCCAUCACGUCUGGCUUCACUUUCUGUCCUCAUCGAUAACCAGCUAAUCACGCCAGGCAGACGAACCUGCAAAAAAAACGCUGUAACGGAGCGCCGACCGCAGGACGUUGAGGUUACACAAUGGACCGAUCAGCCAGAUGAAGGGCUACAAAAUGUGUGGAUUUUAAUCCGAAAAUGCUUAUUUUUUAGUUUUGCAAAUUAAAAAAAAAAAAA
This is a messenger RNA of Oryzias melastigma (Indian medaka), 3472 nucleotides long. It is a transcript of the gene tnip1, whose product is annotated as TNFAIP3 interacting protein 1. The record is from RefSeq and is a predicted model, not a curated record. Gene Ontology annotation, biological process: cellular response to lipopolysaccharide; negative regulation of canonical NF-kappaB signal transduction; regulation of transcription by RNA polymerase II. Bases 203 to 2248 code for a protein of 681 amino acids. The transcript has 18 exons. NCBI's taxonomy places the organism in Eukaryota, Metazoa, Chordata, Actinopteri, Beloniformes, Adrianichthyidae.